Trypanosoma brucei brucei TREU927 is the source of this 156-nucleotide messenger RNA. RefSeq names its product 60S ribosomal protein L39, putative. Lineage: Eukaryota; Euglenozoa; Kinetoplastea; Trypanosomatida; Trypanosomatidae. Gene Ontology annotation, molecular function: structural constituent of ribosome. The transcript has a single exon. Gene Ontology annotation, cellular component: cytosolic large ribosomal subunit; ribosome. The coding region runs from base 1 to 156 and encodes 51 amino acids. The record is from RefSeq and is a predicted model, not a curated record. Gene Ontology annotation, biological process: translation.
AUGGGACGUUUCAAGCCACUCGCUAUUAAGAAGAAGUACGCCAAGAAGCUGAAGCAGAACAGGCCAGUGCCGUAUUGGAUCCGUCUGCGUACCGGCAACCGCAUCAAGUGGAAUGAGAAGCGCCGCCACUGGCGCCGCACGAAGCUCCAUUAUUAA